AUAAUUUAUCAUUCACUUUUUAUAUAAAAUAUUUAUGUUUGUUUUGCUCUGAACAAGCAGCUCUUAAGUAAGGAGCUAUUAUAGUUUGGAAGAACCGGAUCAUUCCGGCUUGGCUCUGCUUAUCCAAUUUAUUAUACCAUAGGUGUGAUAUCUUCAUAGUUUAGUCUGAAGCAGGGGUGUGCAACACUCAGCUCAACACACCUUGUCAACACUCAGAUUCACCCCACCAAGCAUAAAAUCUUAAUCCGACAGUUUAUGUUCAAAAAUGCGCUCGCAUGGCUAAAAAUAUGUAAUGUUUCUGUUCACUUGUCGCUGCAUUCAAUCUUUGCAUUGUGAGAGUUUUUUAAUUCAAUGUAUCCAUGGAAAAACUAAAUUUUUUGUGCAGACCAGCUGAAUGUCUGAAGUUGGUUAUAUGGGCCACCGACAAAAAAUGUUACACACCCCUGGACUGGAGUAUAAUUGUUUGAGUCUAGGCUACUCGCCUAUUAGUAUUUUGAAUGUUUAAAUUUCAUUCCAAUCCAAAAAAUGCAAACUGGGAAGAUUGCUAUAACAUAAUUGGCACUUGAUCACACUACAAUGUGAUGGAGAUUAUUCUGACCUAACUUACUCCAUUAAUUUUUUUUGAUGAUAGAGUUCGAACAAAACUGAUGUAAAUCAAAUUUUUUCUGUUUGUUUGGUGUUAACAUAUUUUCUAUUUUUUUUGUUUUACUUUAUCUUACAUUUAUAGAGUAACUUUCAUGGUUUUUAUCAUAAGUUAGCCAUGUGAUUUGAAUCUAAGGAUUGUCAAAAUGUUUUACAUUCCGCACAAGAAUGGAUGUUGUGAAUAAAGCAUCAGAAUUUUUUGACAAGCACAUUAGGAUUGUGAAGAAUGCUGGAUAUUUGAUUGCUGGAAUAGGAGUUUUUAUGAUUGUAAGAAGAUCAAGACUUUUCACAAAAUUCAAUGUUGCUUCUGAUAUCCCGGAAGAUUUUAUUCAAAAGAGGAUCAAACUUCGUGGAAUAGUCCAAAAUGUUUGCACAAAUAGCACAUUACAUGUUGAGCAUAUACCAUCAAUGUCAUAUCCCGCUGCAACUAUUGUGAGGAGAUUUCAAAAACAACUGGAUAAUAAUGGUUUGAUAUCACUGGAUAUGGCUGGAGUAUCAAUGAAUGAUGUUGGAAUUGAUCUUGUUAAAGGAGAGAUUGAAGGGAAAGCAGUAUGGUUUGAAUUAUUAAAUCAUGUUGAGAAAGAUCAAAAUGCUCCUGCUGUUAUUUACAGAAGAAAGUAUGCCAUUCUUCGCAAUUAUAACAUAUAUGUUGUAAAGAUGGGAUAUGGGGCUGUUGAUAAUGUACCCAACUGCUAUCAUCUUAAAGUACAGCAAUCUCUUCAGAGAUCAUUGCUUAAAGCCCAGAAAAAAGCAGCAAUCAAGAAAAGAGGAAUCUGGAAGGAUUGACUAUGACCUGGGUGACAAAUCGGAACAGAUUUGUGGGACCUUAUUACGGCAAGACUAUGAAUUUUGUUUGUUCAAGUUUGCUUCAGGCAAGGUUCUAACCCUCCACUAACAGUGGAAAGGGUAUGAAAAGAAUACUUGCGACACCUGUUGCACUGAGAGAUUUGUAUGGUAUUGAUUUAUUCCUGCAAAGCAAUGUAUUACAGGUAUCAUUACAGCACUGGUACAAACUAAUUUAAAACCUGUUCACUGUGUUGAAUUAUAGUUUGGUACAAAUAUUUAAUUUUUCAAUAAAUAAUAUUCAUUGUA
Molecule: messenger RNA, 1734 nt
Organism: Styela clava
Lineage: Eukaryota; Metazoa; Chordata; Ascidiacea; Stolidobranchia; Styelidae
Product: protein C3orf33-like
Source: RefSeq, a predicted model, not a curated record